This is a messenger RNA of Prorocentrum cordatum, 306 nucleotides long. NCBI's taxonomy places the organism in Eukaryota, Dinophyceae, Prorocentrales, Prorocentraceae. The record is from the annotation of a GenBank genome assembly.
GGAGGCUCCCAUUCGCCCCGUCCCUUGCGCGCGCGCGCCGCCGGAGUCAUGGCGCCCGCGGGGCCGCCGUCACUCCUCACCGUGCGGACGGUGGAGGGCAAGGAGGCCUCCAUCCGGAGGAGGCUGCGGGAGGGCCAGACGGUGCAGGAGCUGCGCCACCAGGUGGCUGGCGUGCUGGGGCUGCUGCAGGUGCGCACCCGCCUCGAGCACGGGCGCGUGCUGGCCAGCAACCAGGUGGUGGCGGACCUGCUCGGCUUGUCGGUGAGCGAGGAGGACCAGACGUGGUGCCCCCACCCACGGAGAUGA